Messenger RNA from Penaeus indicus, 2685 nucleotides. Its product is annotated as BTB/POZ domain-containing protein 9-like. The record is from RefSeq and is a predicted model, not a curated record. The transcript has 10 exons. Lineage: Eukaryota; Metazoa; Arthropoda; Malacostraca; Decapoda; Penaeidae. Gene Ontology annotation, molecular function: protein binding. Bases 114 to 1598 code for a protein of 494 amino acids.
UGGCGGAGAAGCAACAGGUGUUUGUUGUUACCUUUUCGUUUUUUUUAUCACUUGCUGAGCCCGAGGGAUAACGCGUUACGUCGAUUCGUGACUGUCAUUGAGGUUGUUACAGGAUGGGGACCCGUGUGGGUGGAGGUCUUCAUUUCACAGACAAGUCUUUGGUUGGGGUUUCUAGGCUGCUUGAGGACCUGCAACAUCUCCUGGAGGAUAAAGACUCGGCUGAUAUUAUCUUCGUUGUGGGUCGGGAGGAGACGCACAUUGCAGCGCAUAAGCUCAUACUUAAAGCAAGAUGUAAAAGUUUUGUAGAAGCAUCAGGAGGGGAGGUGUGUGUGAUUCCUGGCAGCACCGUGACCCCAGGGAGCCCUCAGACCACCAUCCGGCUACCACAGUAUCAGCCCAACAUCUUCAGACAAGUUAUUUGCUAUAUCUACACGGGCAAGGUUGUGAUGAGUGACAGUGGAGUGUUUGAGGUGUAUGGAGUGGGCCAUGACUUGGGCCUCGAAGAGCUCUGCCAGCACUGUGAGGACCACAUAGCCACCACCAUGACCCCCCACAAUGCUUGCACAUUCCUCAUGGCUGCUCUCAAGAUGGAGCAGAGGACUGGAGGGAGUAAAGGCAGUCGCUCUUUUGUCGACCGGUGCGUGGCUUACAUCGGAGAGAAUGCGCUUGAGUGCAUGCAGACCUCUUCAUUCCUCAACCUCUCUAGAGAAGCUCUUAUCCGACUCAUCUCCUCUGACAAUCUGGCGCUUGAGGAGGAGGAUGUGUGGCGGGGAGUCCUGAACUGGGCCAAAUACGGCGCGGGAGUCACACAGCCCACACCCCACUGGACAGAAGAGGAGAGACUGCGAGUGUGCCAGCAGCUCCAGGGGGUCAUUAAUCAUGUCCGACUUCUACUCAUUGAUAGCCAAGUUUUUGCCGAGGAGGUGGAGCCAACGGGAGCGGUGCCCAUGGAGCUGUCUCUGGAGAGGUACCGAUACGCCGCGCUACCCAAUAAGUUCAAGGACAAUUCCACCAAUGAGGACAAGCGCCUUCAGCCUAGGGUCUCGCUCAAACUCUUCGCUGGCUCGCAGAUUCUUGUAAAUGAAAAGAUGUCACUGCAGAGGGUGUUAAACAGCUGGUAUGGUGUGAACAAACAGAUGUGGAGACUUGUUUACCGCGCUUCCACCCACGGCUACUCAGCAGACGCUUUUCACCGCCAUUGCGACGGGGUGGCUCCCACAUAUACGAUUGUGAUGGGCCAGCACGGGGAGAUUUGCGGGGGCUUCAGCGAUGUGCCGUGGGGCAAGACGACCAUGAAGGGGCGCUACGUGGCCUCGGACAAGGCUUUCCUCUUCACGCUCGUUAACAACCAGGACAUUCCCCCGGCCAAGUUCCCCGUGGUCAAGAAAAUGUUUGCCAUUUGUUAUCAUCCAGACUGUGGCCCAAUAUUUGGUGCGGGUGCUGACCUCUUCAUUGCCGGCAACUGCAACCAGAAUCUCGAGAGCUACUCCAACCUGCCCCACUCGUACGACGGGGAAAAUGCAACGUGCAAUACUCUCAUGAGUGACUACAACUUCACAGUUUUGGAUUACGAGGUCUUCACGCCAUAUGGAAAAUAAUAGGGAGACGAAAGCAUUUAUUUGAUGUUCUAUAAAACAUGUUACAAUUUCUCAUUUAUUAGUUAAUAGAUUUUUAAUUUAGAAUUCAAGAUUAUUGUUACCUUUUUUUCAUCAUUAUUGUUUUAACUGUGACUUUGUUUCUUCAUAGGAGUAAAUAGGAAUUUACGUAAUCGUUGGUUUUCCCAAGAAAAAGAAACCAUGGAUAUCCACCCGAUGUGUUUAGUAGAUCGGAGACAUUCCAGAGAUAUUUAUCAUUAUUUUUCUCUAUGUUUGUGUGUUCCCCGGCUUUUGGAAUUUUUUAUUCUUCUUUUUUCUUCUUUUCAAGAUUGUUGAAUUGUUGCAGCUGUUGUUGAAAUUAUAACUUUUUAGCCAUAGUUAUAAAGAAAUAAUUUUUGUACUGUACAAUUUUUUACGUAUUUUUUUUUACAUUCCAAGCAAGGGACAUGACUUUAUUAUUGUAUACAUUGAGUAUUUGAUAUUUUCCUCUCUUUUUUCAUGUGUGCCUGGGCAUGCCUGUAUGCAUGUACCUGUUUACACAUGUUCCUGUGCACAUUUUUUUUGUGUGUGUGUGUGUGUGUGUGUGUGUGUGUGUGCGUGUGUGUGUGUGUGUGUGUGUGUGUGUGUGUGUGUGUGUGUGUGUGUGUGUGUGUGUGUGUGUGUGUGUGUGUGUGUGAGAGUGUGAGAGUGUGAGAGAGAGUGUGAGUGCAUAUAUGCGUGCAAGAGUGUCUUAUAAGAAUCAUAUGCGAUAAAAAUAGAAGAGAAAGCCCUGAAAAGUAUAGUGGCUUUGCUUAGCAUUCUUUCAGUGUGUACAGUCGAGUCUUAUAUUCAUUUGAGGAGAAGAAUUCCGUCCAAGUGUAAUUCAUUGUUCCUACUCGUCUUUCCAGAUUACGAAAUGGGGUCGGCAAUAUGCUGUCGUGUGGCCAUUUGGAGUCAGUGACAGAUUUGUAAUCAUUGUAAUAAUUGUCAGGUACAAUAAAUGAAAUGCAAGUGGGAGACUAGGAAGUUGUGAAAUGUAAUGAUGCUUUAGUAAUAAGUUGAAUUGUUGUUGCUUCUCUUUCCCCCCUCCCCCCUUCCCUCUCUCUCUCUC